Molecule: messenger RNA, 1623 nt
Organism: Fusarium fujikuroi IMI 58289
Lineage: Eukaryota; Fungi; Ascomycota; Sordariomycetes; Hypocreales; Nectriaceae
Exons: 2
Coding region: 1-1623 (540 amino acids)
Source: RefSeq, a predicted model, not a curated record
AUGUCCUCUCAGGCGAGCUCAAGCAAGGAGGUAGUGGCACCCAACCCACAGCCGCCUCCGAAACCCCCAGAGGAACUGCCAAAGGAACUCCAAGGCGGAAAGUUCAUUUUCUUCACGCUCGACACCCUCUUCAACCGCGACUAUGCUAUUGAGUGCGCUCUGAAGAAAUGCAGGGAUCUUAACCAAGACCUUCAGAGCAAAUCCAUGGAUGAACUCAAGAGAGCCUAUCGUGGUGCCAUGGACGAGGCGUAUCGACAGCAUAUCCAAACCCAGCUCCAUGGCCCAGGCCUUCAGCACAACAAUAAUCCACAAGUUCCGAUGGAUAAAGUCGGAUUGAUGUUUCAGCAACUCAACCUCGAACUGCCGUCGGCGAGUGAACGUAAACGCAUCGGCAACGAGUUCGCUGUUGAAUUCAACCGCAAUCGAUUUGAAGCUACCGGCGCUUCUCAUCUCCUUAAGCAGCUGAAACGUCUCGACUACAGCAUCGUCGUUGCCGACCACAGUUUUGACUGGGAUAUCGUCAACCAUCUCAAUUUCUGGCACGACGUCGGUGCUAUGAUACUUACAGAAGAUUUGUUGGUGCGCAAGCCUGACCCUCGCGUGUUUCAAAAGGCGUUGGAUGGAUGCGAAGUCUCUGCGAAGACUGCUCUCGUCGUUGGGUGUUCAGUGGAGGAGGACAUUCUUGGUAUCCUCGCGGCUGGCGCAGAGCCAAUCUUGUACAUGCCAGGCCAUAAUUACAUGACUAUGGAUGUUCAGGGCACGCGUGUUCUGGUUGUUCGUACUAUGGCUGAGCUAUCGUUGGAGAUACACCUUCGACCGGAAAACAGUCAGCUCGUACCGGCACAACAUAACCAGCCACCUCCUAGACCACAGCACCCAGUUCACCCGCCAAUGGUGUACGCACCACAGAACCAGGAAAACCCGAGCGAUCAGAACGCUGCACCCUCGUCGGCACGACAGCGGCUACCUUCGAUGAGGCUGCAUCCACCCACGGAAGACUAUGGGACUUCUAGCGUAAAUCCUGCACACAGAUCGAGUCCCAGUCCGUCGACACAGAAUUAUGGCCCCCGUGCACCAACACCAGCCACGGAAGUACCGACACCCAAUGGUCAGGGUUCCCGUAGUGUCAGCCCUGACAGCAACUCGCCCGUCCAUAGCUCUGGGGGCUCGACGCCACGAGGGUGGCUACCUUCGAUGAGACUGUACCCUCUCACCGAAGACUAUGGGAUUUCCAUCGGAAACCACAAUGGGGAUCGGGAUCAGCCGCGCUCUCGGCAUGAUGGGUAUGGACAUGGGACUUCGAGGGACAGGUACACUACGCAGGCCGGAUAUCCACCUCCACCUCCACCUAGACCUCCGUAUCGACCACCCACCCCAAGCCACGCUAUCUAUCAAGAUCAGACACGCUCUUGGCAAGAAGGACGUGAGUAUGAGACUUCGGAGAACAGGUACACCAUGCAGGGCGGAUACCCACCUGGACCCUCGGCCCAACGUCAGAGCAUAGCUCCAGAGCUUAGAGACGUUGCUCAAAGUAGUCUGGACCUAGCACGAGAUAUUGGACCAACUGAUUCGUCUUCCAAGGAUGUCGAUGAACAGACUGGGGAUAUGGCAGGUCGACAGUAG